Messenger RNA from Folsomia candida, 2631 nucleotides. RefSeq lists its product as uncharacterized. NCBI's taxonomy places the organism in Eukaryota, Metazoa, Arthropoda, Collembola, Entomobryomorpha, Isotomidae. The record is from RefSeq and is a predicted model, not a curated record. The coding region runs from base 646 to 2526 and encodes 626 amino acids. The transcript has 8 exons.
UUGUCGACAUGUACCCAUGAAAUUGUCUCCCCACUCUCUUCUUGCCUAUAGAAAUAGAUAAAUAAGUACGCUCUGCUUUCACCCGAAUACUUGCAUACUUACUUCCUCUUGCACAUCCGCCGUGAUGGUGCCGUGCAUGUGUAGUUCAUGAAAAAAACAAGCCAAGUUGACAUUUAAACUCUGCGAGUAUAUGUAAUUCCACCAAAUUGCGAGAACGGUAGCAGUGGUCGGAGAAAGUGGGCUGGGUAUUAUCCACAAUUUUCCCUGCUGCUGCCUAUCGAUCCGCACACACGUCCGUCCACUUUAAAUUUUAUACCCUUCUCCCUCUGGAAUAUAACUUGUGGCUGCUUUAUUUCAAUUGUUCUGAAACAAAAGUUGUUAUUCUUUCGUUCUCCCCUUUCCGUCCUUCUUCACUGCAUAGAUUUAAUCACGCAACGCAAUUGGAGACACAGGACGGAAAUUCUCCAGAGAAUCACAAUUAUUCCCCAACAUUUUUUUUGAUUGAACUCAACAACAUAAUAUUUUAUUCAGGAAAUAAUUAUGCCGAGUUGGAAAAGUUCUCGGUUUUUGAAGCUAUGAUUUUGUGGUGAUUUUCUCACUCAAGGUUUCCUAGAGUGGUCAGUUGAUCGCUGCAUGUAGUGCAAGAUGGGGGCGUUUUUGGUGGGGGAAGUUGGUGGGAUGAGGAGUGUCGCGUCGAGGGGGCUUAUGUGGCCCUUGUUUAUCACAACCAUGUUUAUCAGGGGGAUUUGGACGUUGGAGUGUGAGCGACAGAGGAUGGUGGGGCGGCACAUUUAUUCGCACCCGUCCCUCUGGAACCACUCCAUCAACUGCCCCUCCUCCUUCCAGUGGGAGUGGGCUCUCGCCAGGAUUUGCUGUUAUGAUAACUACGACAGAUUUUAUGAACAUCCCUAUUGCUGCUACUCGGAGAUGUACAAACUCGUGGUGGCCGUGGGGUUUAUCUGUCUCAUUUUAAUCGGCACGUCCUUCCUGCUCUUCUUUUGCUGGUUCUACAACUUGCCACACCACAUCCUCUAUAUUCUCACGUUUAGAAAGUUUCAAUUAAACAACUGGUUGAUGAAGGCACGCAAUGGGCCUUACGUGGAUCCUUCCUUCUAUGCCAAGGAGCCCUUCUGGUCUCGUGGGGCUGAUGCUGCCUCCCAGUUGCCUUAUCCCCUGCGCCCAAUGCCACCUCGAAUCUUCUACCCAGCCCCACCCACCAACAAGUUCCGUGGGUGGGACAUGGGUGGCGGUGAAAUCCCUCUUUUCAUCCUCGCAUCACGACAAUUUCACCGCAACCCGUACUCAGCUAGGCCCCAAAAUCGCACCCCACCCAUUCUUCCACACGGAGGAAACUCCUCCUCAUCGUCCAAUAAUAACUAUGGCUCAGGAGCUGUCGGAAAUGGGGGAGACAGUCGACGCGGGAGUCUGGUCACUCUGGGUGAAUCGAGUGAGAGGGGCAGUGCUGUGGAGGGCAGGCGGCGUGGGAGUGGGUGGCGGAAUUCGGGCAGCACGAGCAGUCUCACGAACAUGGGGGCAACAACCACUUCGUCAGGGACUCAUAAUGCCAAUACUAAUUUUGGGCCGACUCCAACUUCAUAUGGGAACAUGGGGCCCAGUAGUGGUGGUAAUUAUGGGAGCAGUGGUGGCCACAGUACGUGUAAUAAUCGGCCAAACUCUGCAGAAGUUCCGUUCAUUAUUCCGAUGGAUGAACAUGAAGCAGAAACAGAACUCAGGGAGGCGAUAAGACUGAUGGAUGAUAAGGUAGACGUAGAUGCAGCGUCGUCAUCAUCGUCUUGGAGUAUUGCUGGGGACUCGCUGGGCCAGCCGACGACUGCCACGAUUUUCAUGACCAACUCCUCCCGAGAAUUAGUUCGGAGUGAGUCUCAGGAGUCAAAUUCUUCGUGGAAUGCACAACUUCGAUACGGCGAUGAUGACGACAGUCAACCUCAACAACAACGAGACUAUCACAGCAGCAUUGGGGACAAUAAUUUUAGGGACGGAAGUGCGAGGAGCAAUGGUGAAGCGAUGGUGGGCGUGACGCGGGUCCGUUUCGGGGCUAAGGUCUCCGUUCAGCUACUCAAUCAGCAACUGAGCAACAGUUUGGGACUUUCCCUCAACAAUCUGCCAAAUAUCCAAGUGAUUGGGAAUUUUGGACGCGAUGGGAUGGAGACGAUCGUGGAGGACGACGAUCGCCCGUAUGACGAUGAGGAGGAAAUGGACUACAGCCCACCGGGUAGCUCAUCCCCACAGGAAAGUCGACCCAGCUCCAAGAAGCCUGGAAGCCUACUGCCUCCUCCUCCUCCAUCAGCCGCUCGAGUGGUGGUCGAGGAACCCACGACGCCUCGAAUCUCUUCAGCUCUCGACCGAAUCGUGACCCGUGCGAGACAAGAAGUCCCAUUUCGUCCCAGCCUACCCGGAGCCAUCCCUGAAAACCCGGACGACGAAGCCACUGACCUCGGAGAUGGACCAGCUUCACGACGCAGAACUAGACUGAAUCGUAGAAAUAGUGCUCCUGUCAAUUUCUAAAGGCCUAAAAAUGUAUGUAAUUUAUGUCGCCACACACGCGGAAUUAACUUAAAGAACUUAACUUAACUUAAUUAAAAGAAGUCAAUAAAAUAUAUUUCAACACAA